This is a messenger RNA of Schistosoma turkestanicum, 711 nucleotides long. The record is from the annotation of a GenBank genome assembly. Lineage: Eukaryota; Metazoa; Platyhelminthes; Trematoda; Strigeidida; Schistosomatidae.
AUGAGUGUUUUUUCUAUAUACGUGAUAAGUGAAUCUGGUUCACUUCAGUUUUAUUAUGACCAUUCUGACGUAAACGUGGAAGUAGAAAAGAAAUACGAAUUCCCAUUACCAUUCCAUUUUAAAGUUGAGGACGGUCGUGUUGUUAUAGAUUUCGGUGCAUGUGAUGACGUAAAAACAGGGUAUACUGUCAUUUCUGUGGACGGUGUAUUGUCUAAAGGCACAUCUUUGGAGGAUAACAGGAAUAUUUUAAAGGUUUUUUCAGAUAAAGACAACUUCCCACUGACAAUCAAAUUUGGGAGCCCUCGACUACGUCCGAAUGACCGUAUUCACCUUGCUAGUAUGUUCCACCCGUUACACUCAAUGGCUCGACUUCUCUCUCCAAUUCCUGAUUCCAAAUCUAACUUCAUUGUUCCGGUUAAUGAUAAAAAAGCUCCACGAGUUUGGAAUUCCGGUAUCCAAACUUUGGAAACAGAAUCCUGCCGUGUUCAUUGUUUAGAAACCCAUACCCGUGUUAAAUUUUUACUUGUUACUGAUAUCAAAAUACCAGUUGCUUCUCGUGAGGCUCUCCGCAGGGUGUACGAAGCGUAUACAGAUUUCGUUUUGAAAAAUCCCUUUUAUGCUCCAAACCAACCGUUUAAUUACGAAUUCUUUAAUAAUCAAAUAAAAACAAUAUGUGACCAAGUAGAAAAGGGUAUAUAUGUAAUUAACUAA